AUGGGAGUUGUGACAGUUGACGAAAUUAAUUUCCAACGUUUAUUGGAUCGAAGUAAAAGACUUUGCGGUGAGAAUCUUGUUGAAAAUGUGUUCAAGCUUAAAGCAGCUCUCAUUGAGCUGGAAGCAAUUUUUAGCCGCUUGCAAGAUGAUCGAAAUCUUGAUACUGAUCUGUUGAUGCAAUAUGGCAGAGAUAUGCAUCAGUUGAAGCUUCUCGUAGAAGCUGAACAAAAAAAAACACCUGAAGAACGCUUGCGAUGGAUUGACAUGCUUCCAUCAGUAUUUCCUCCAUUUAACCCAUCAACAAGUUUAUCAGAUGAUUGUAACGAAUCACGAUUUGCUUUUACUAAUGGCAAUAGCAAUAGCAAUAGCAUCGAAGGCUUAAAAGCAAAAAAUAAAGCUGUUUAUCGUGCCGAUCUUCCUAUAAUUAUAUUAUUAUUACUUCGACUGUUUAUUCAGCAAUUAUCCGAAAAUGUUAAUUUGGACGAAGUGAUUCGUGCGGAAAAUGAAAAACAAGAAAAACUUGCCAAAGAUUUAUUAGAAAUGGCGAUUCUCAUGAAACAAACAUAUACUACAGCAAGCGUUGUUCUACAAGAUGAUAACACUGUUCUAUCACGACUACAAAAAGCUGCCGAAACCAAUAAAAUGAAACUUGAAAUUGAAAGCCGUCGUCUUGAAGAACAUGCUUAUCGCUCUUGGUGUGAUUGUAUGUAUCUUAUCGGUAUUUUCAUCAUUAUUUCCUCGUUUAUUUCAAUGGUUAUUGUUAUGAAAAUGUUUUCGAAGAAGUAUUGA
Molecule: messenger RNA, 789 nt
Organism: Dracunculus medinensis (Guinea worm)
Lineage: Eukaryota; Metazoa; Nematoda; Chromadorea; Rhabditida; Dracunculidae
Source: the annotation of a GenBank genome assembly